AUGGCUCUAAUACACGGCGUCGACUACUCGGUUGUCAACCCGAACAACAAGUGGAAGAUGCUGAGAUCGCAGUCGCGAUUUGCGCUUUGGGCGCUUUUGAUCUCCUCCGGCGUCGUAAUGCAAGGCUUCGACAUCGUAGCAGGUGGACAACUCGCGGCACUGCCCGCGUUCAAGGAGAAGUUCGGACUGCUACAGGGCGACGGCAGCUACCUGAUUCCGGCACACUACCUCUCCGCCUGGAACUCGAUCGCCCCGGCCACAGAGAUCGCCACCACCUUCAUCUUCGCCCCGCUACUCGAGAAGUACGGCCGCAAGUGGGGGAUCUUGGCCGCAUCCCUCAUCUCGACCGCCGGCGUCAUCCUCCAACAACUUGCCCCGGACUGGCGGACGCACCUCGCCGGCAGGGGCGUCAACGGCAUCGCCAUCGGCAUGAUGUUCACCAUCUCACCCCUCUGGAUCGGUGAGACCUGUCGUCCAGAACUCCGCGGCUUCUUCCUGUGCUUCUUCAACACUAGCAUCGUCUUUGGCCAGUUCGCCAUCGUCGUGGUCUCGCAGGGCAGCAAUCACCUCUCAGGCAAGUGGCAGUGGUGGCUGCCCGUCGUCGCCAUGUACAUUUUCCCUUUGAUGCUAACCGCCGCCUGGCCCUUCUUCCCCGAGUCGCCCUCUUGGCUCAUCCGCCACGGCAAGCGAGAGGAGGCGAAAAAGGCGCUGCGCCGCAUCUACGGCUUCAAAGAGCAGACAUUCUACGAGAUCGAAGCGUCACGCAUGGCCGAAGAGAUCCGCCUCACGAGCGAUCUACAACACGGCAACAUCGAGUCAAGGCCUCCCAGGCGACUCCUAGGCGUCAACGUGGAGCGAACAGCUGAAUGCUUCGACGCGGCCAAUCGCAAGCGCACCCUGACCGCCAUCUUCGCCGCUUCCGCGCAGCAGAUGAUCGGCGCCACGUUCGUGAUCGGGUACGCGACGUAUUUCUUCGAACUCAUCGGCAUCAGCAACUACUUCGCCGCCUCCAUGGCCCUCUACGCCGUCAUGCUGGCCGCCACCAUGGCGGCCUUCCCCCUGACCGAGAUCUACGGCCGCCGGUUCCUUAUCGUCGGUCCCCAAUUCGCGCUAUGCUUGAUGCUUCUGAUCAUUGGCAUCCUUGGGUGCGUGCCGGACAAGGCCAAGGCCAGCUGGGGGGUUGUCGGCCUGCUGUAUGUGUGGGCGCUCAUCUACCAGCUCUCCAUCGGCGCCACGGGAUUUGUCCUGGCGUCCGAGAUUGCCACCAUCAGACUCCGGGCGAUGACACAGGGUCUCAUCACGAUCACGAAUGCCGUUUGGGGCCUGAUUAUGCAGUUUACUGUCCCUUACAUGAUCAACCCCGAUGCCGGAAACUUGGGCGGUAAGGUCGGCUUUAUCUUUCUGGCAACCGGGUUGAUAGCUGGCAUUGGAGGCUGGUACUUGUUCCCCGAAACGAAAGGACUUUCGUUUGAGCAUUUGGAUCAACUGUAUGCCAUGAACGUGCCCCCGAGACUCUUUCAGAAAGUGGCGGCCGAGGGCAUGAGCGGAUAUAAUGCAGGGGAGCUUGUUGACAAGGAAGGCGCCAUCACUGAAGAACACCGCGUUGAAACAUCGGCAGUACCAUAA
This is a messenger RNA of Dichotomopilus funicola, 1626 nucleotides long. RefSeq names its product general substrate transporter. The coding region runs from base 1 to 1626 and encodes 541 amino acids. Lineage: Eukaryota; Fungi; Ascomycota; Sordariomycetes; Sordariales; Chaetomiaceae. Gene Ontology annotation, molecular function: carbohydrate:proton symporter activity. The transcript has 4 exons. The record is from RefSeq and is a predicted model, not a curated record. Gene Ontology annotation, cellular component: membrane. Gene Ontology annotation, biological process: transmembrane transport; carbohydrate transport.